Messenger RNA from Bacillus rossius redtenbacheri, 3191 nucleotides. RefSeq names its product 3-phosphoinositide-dependent protein kinase 1 (gene Pdk1). The transcript is spliced from 11 exons. NCBI's taxonomy places the organism in Eukaryota, Metazoa, Arthropoda, Insecta, Phasmatodea, Bacillidae. Gene Ontology annotation, biological process: intracellular signal transduction; peptidyl-serine phosphorylation. The coding region runs from base 1231 to 2919 and encodes 562 amino acids. The record is from RefSeq and is a predicted model, not a curated record. Gene Ontology annotation, molecular function: ATP binding; protein serine/threonine kinase activity.
AGGCAUGAAACAUCCCGCACAGAUUCUUGAAAGCACUCAAGGGACUUACUUUACACUUCUAUCUUCAUUUCUCCGCCAUACAAUGUUACGGUUACCGCUUAAAUCUCAUAGUUGUCUUAUGCGCAAUUAGAAGAAUGCGCGCCAGCCUUGCAGACUUGCGCUUAAAGGCGAUACCGCUUGAAGCACCAAGAGCGUCGCACUUACCGUCCCUCCUCACUAACACAAAUAAAUUCAUGCUUAGGCGGACUCUUAAAUAUUACGUCAUCCCUUUUCAAUGUUAAGCUAGUAUUAUAUCGGUGUUAACUUUAAGUCAGACUGUAUUUGUUAGACAUUUCAAUUGAAAUAGUUAACCACAUAACAAAUUAAGUACUGUCUGUGUCCCAUCCUUCCUAAAUAAACCAUAUUUUAGCUUUUCUUUAGUCCACCGUUGAUGUUAAUAAGCAUCCACUUUUCGCUCAUUUCAUAUUUUAUUACGUUGUAACUUCCGUACAGAGAGAGAAAUACAAGACGUCAGCAUGUUUUCAAUAUAGAACAUUUGUUGAAUGGUAGAAAUAAUUAAUUACUAUAAAAUUAUUGAGUUUGUCUUGCUUUCAGGUUACUUUUCACACCAUUGCUUGGUACUUAGACUAUAACUGUGCAGUUUAUGUUUCUGAUUUAUUUGUAUAUAUUGUUUUCAGGUUAUUGUAUAUAAAAUGGUAUCAGUUGUAGUGUGUCUCAAAGUCUUUCAAGUUAGGGGCGACGCUAGUAUAGCUGGGAUGUAGUUCGCUGGGUGGGGCGAUUGCUUCCCCUCCGUUAUCCCUCCUCUUCUUCCCCUACUUCGUGUAUAUGGCGUAGAAUGCCCGCGAACGGUUUGCUUGGAAGAGGGGGUGCAGGGUGAUUGGGCGGGCCGAGAUCGUGCAGUCUCGGCGCUGCUUCGCGUUUUUCCGCCAGUCGUUUGGUGUCGAACUACGACGGUGUUGGCCGUUCGCUCGCACGGCUGUGUUCGUGCGUACGUUGCCCGAGUGAGUGUGUUGUGCGCGUCACAACUUUAUUUGACGUAACCCCCCUCCUCGUGAAUGUCAAGUGCUUGUUGGCAGUUGAACGUAAAUAAAAGGAUCUUAGUUGCGAGUUUUGGUCGCAUGAAGCACGUUCAUGGUAGGUGCGACGGCGCCGUGGUAGCCGUUGUAGUGUCCGUGCAGUUGUAAGGCCAUUCACCUCGGCUUGGCGGGAAUCUGCUGGAUUCCAGCGCGUAUGUUCGGCUCUCGGAAGAAAGACAGCAUGAACCGUGAAAAAUGCUCUCGCGCUAACGUCAUUGUGUCUGCCGUCACACGAUUUCUCAAGAUUGGCAAGCUUACGAAAGUGAAACGAAAGCGUGUUCCCACAGCAGUGCUGCCACCACCAGAGCAAGUACGCCACACAGCGAUGUCCCCGCCUCACACGGUCCCCACCGCCACCGUGCAGCCGGUCUCCAAGCUGGCACAGAACCAAACACCCCCCAAGAUGACGCCCAAGGACUAUGUCUUUGGCAAGGUGAUAGGGGAGGGCAGCUUCUCCACGGUGUACCUGGCCAUGGACAUCCACACCAACAAGGAGUACGCCAUCAAAGUGUGUGAUAAGAGACAUAUCAUGAGAGAAAAGAAGGCUAAGUAUGUCAAGCGGGAAAAAGAAGUUCUCCACAUGCUCAGCUCAAACGUCAAGCCAACUGCACCUUUCUUUGUGAAGCUGUAUUGUACGUUUCAAGAUGUUGAUAGGCUUUAUUUUGUACUAUCUUAUGCCAAAAAUGGUGAACUUUUACCACAUAUCAACAAAGUUGGAUCAUUUGAUGUCACCUGCACAAGGUUUUACGCGGGAGAGGUUCUUUUGGCCAUGGAGCAUCUUCACAGCCUUGGAGUUAUCCACAGGGAUCUCAAACCUGAAAACAUAUUACUGGAUGACAAGAUGCACAUCUUAAUCACAGAUUUUGGGUCUUCUAAGAUACUGAGUGAAGAGACUGAGCAGACAAACACAGGUGAGCCGCAGCCUCGGCGGCGAAACAGCUUCGUCGGCACUGCGCAGUACGUCUCCCCCGAGCUGCUCACCGACAAGUUUGCAUCGAAAAGUGCCGACUUGUGGGCUCUCGGCUGCCUCGUGUAUCAGAUGGUGGCAGGUCUACCACCAUUCAGGGCGAGGAGUGAAUACUUAAUAUUUAAGAAAAUAUUGGAUUUGGACUACAUAUUUCCAGAUGGAUUUGAUCAGAGUGCAAGAGAUCUAGUCGAGAAGCUGUUGGUCCUGGAGCCUAGCAAACGGCUUGGUGCCGAAGAUGUGUCUGGUUACCCUUCCAUACGGUCUCACCAUUUCUUUGGUGGUUUAGAGUUUGAGGUGCUCCACAAGCAGACCCCACCACAGAUAUACCCCUACCUCCCUGGCACCUCCGAACACGAGGAGCUUAGGAGUCAUUACAGGGUCCCAGACCACUUGGAGCCGGGGCUGGAUGACAAGCAGCUGACUCGACUCCUAGGGCUGGACCUGCAGGGCGGGAACCGCACCCCGAGUCCCGAGCCCGAAAGGCCUAAGAAGAGAGCCACCGUCUUAGACAUGAGCUCCGAGGAGAUGCGCCAGCAGUUGGAAGCGCAGAAGAACUCCCCCUGGCAUGCGUUUGUGGAGGACAACCUGAUCCUUAAACAAGGCCUUGUAGACAAGCGAAAGGGUCUUUUUGCGAGACGGAGAAUGUUGUUGCUGACUACGGGUCCCCACUUGUACUAUGUGGAUCCUGUUAAUAUGGUUCUUAAGGGCCAGAUUCCUUGGAGUCCAGAGCUGAGAGUUGAGCCCAAGAACUUCAAAAUAUUUUUUGUACACACACCAAAUCGGACGUAUUAUCUGGAAGACCCAGAAGGCUAUGCGUUGGAAUGGUGCAAGGCUAUUGAAGAAGUUAGAAUACACACAUAUGGUCUAGGUUCAUAAAUAUUUAGAUUCCAAGACUAGGGCUGCUAAUUGUGUGUGCGUUAUUUGCAUUAGGAAAUUUAAAUUGUGGUUUUUAUAAACUGCCGUUCAAACCACCGUUGGUCGAGUGUGAUGCGAUCGAAAUGGACUCGCUGGACUCGCUUUACCAGAGACCGGAACUGUACGAGCACAAGACAUUCAGCGACAACGUUCCUUGUUCCUCUUUUUUCUGUGUUUUAAAAUUAUUUAUUUAUUUGUAGUUUUGUGAAAUAAACUUGUAAUUUAGAUAUAAA